GGUGAGUGUCACUCUUUUUCCUUGUUUGUUUUUAUUCAGCUAUCUGAAAUUGCUACCUGAUACACGUCUCAUGUUUAUCAUAUUUCUCAUGUUUCGGAGUACAUGUUUAUUGACACAAGAGGUUAAGGAAGAUGAGUUGAUUUCUUGUAAUAAUAAUAAUAGUGGUGGAUGUUUAAUUAUUUAUUAGAAAUGUUUGGCACUGGGUAAAUAAUUUAUUGUGAAAAAAUAUACUGACUGUGAGGAUAUGUGGGUUCAACGGAAAAAAUAAUAAACUUACGCGCGGAGUAGGGACCUUGAAUGUAAUAUUUUAAUGUAGAAGUUAACAAAAUAUGAAAAUAUAACUCGCUAAAAAGUAGGCCGGAAAUAGUAUAUGAAACUGUUUAAAAAGGAUGGAGUAAAUUUUAAGGACGCCAUUUAUUUUUGGUUCCGGUCUUUUGGGUCAGUUUUAAUGUUUAAUACGGAGUAGUUCAAUACUUCGUGUACUAAUAAGGGUAUUAUAGGGCUAUAAAGAAGUUUGAUUUUUAUUGCGAAAUUUAUAGAAUGAUCAAUUUAUUCUAGGAUCAACUUUAUAUACGAAGUAAGUCGUAGCCUACGAUUAUGAAACAAAUGGAGGAAGUAUUUAGUACUAUUCCGUGAUAGUGUUGUGGAACCACAAAAUUUCAGACUUUUGGUAGCCCUAUAAGAAUGUUGUAUCUUUGAAUUGUUGUGGUACAUUGUGAAGAAGUCGAGGGGCAAACAAUAACUUUCUUUGAAUGCGUUCUACUCCUAUUCACCUGAUGUUCAAUUUUUUUUCUUCUGAUCUUCUAUUAUCUGAACUUCUCAUAACUCGUUUUACUUAUAAAUUGCAUUUGAAUAGCCAUGUUAUUUUAUGAACUUAUAUUAUCUGAACUUAAUUGAUCUUAUUUUUUCCGAAAUAAGUGGUAAAAAGGAGAAUAUAAUAGUGCUUUGAUGUACAUCAAGUUGAAAACUCAAAUAAACGUAUUGAGAGGGGACUAAUGCUUGUCCAAGAAAAGGACUUGCACAUUGACUAAUCACCUUUGACAAAAUAAACCAAAACUACCAAUAAUAUAACCAAAAUUCCAUAACCCAAUCUCACUUCCCUUGCCCCAAAAAUCCACAAUUUUGAGUUCAGAACUCAAUAAUGCAAAGAUAGGAUCCUAUAUAACUGAUCGUGUUCAAAUAAGGUCGUAUAAUUAGACACGAUUUCAAUAAUGAAUAGAUUAGCGUUAAUUUUCUCUAUCAUCACCCUCAACCUCAACCUCCUCUUCCCACAACACCUACUAACAGUUGCAGAACUCUGUUCUCCCUUCUCUUGCAACCACCACGCAAAUGACCCGAUCCAAUUCCCAUUUUCGGUACCCGAAAAUCAAACCACCAGGUGCGGGUUCCCCGGGUUUGACCUCUCUUGCAACUCCGACGGUCAGACCCUCUUUCCUCUUGGUGAAGCCGGUCACCUUAUUGUUGGGGAAAUUUCAUACAUGGACCAAAUCCUUUUAGUAUCCGACCCGAAUCAAUGUAUCCCUAAACGGGUCAUUGAAUUAAACCAUAGGUGGCCUUCCUCCUUCAGGUUCUACCCUUACGAAUCACCUUACACUUUCCUUAACUGCUCCAGAACGAAUGGAACGACGCUGGAAAUGAGCAUGCUUCCUGGGGAUACUUCAAUAGUUUCGUGUAUGAGUGGCGGGAAUUACACGGUGGUGGCGGCGUUCGAUAGCACCGCCGAGGAGAAGAUGUUGGAGAGAGGAAGGGAGUGGAAGUGUGAGAUGAUCGAGAGGGUAAACGUUGCGUUUUGGGGGCCUGGGAUGCAGUACGAGUACGAUUACGAUAGGCAUGGGUAUUAUCCCAUGGAUUUGAGUAAUGUGUUUGUGCAACUGGGUUGGGAUAUUCCGGGUUGUGGUGAUUGUAUGGUUCGUGGUGGGUCUUGUGGGUUGGUGGGUGAUUCGGGCCUCGAAGUUGCUUGCUACAUUCCUGCCUCUUCUUCUUCCGGCUUGCCAAAAAGCGCCAAAUACGGCCUAAUACUAGGAGCAGGAAUACCAGGACUUGUAUGCAUUGUUGGUUUAACAUUCUACACCAGCAGCAGGGUCAGUGCUCGUCGUAAUCAGACUCGUCGUUACACAAACACUGAAUCCUCACCUUCAAUAUUCCCUCAACCAAUUAUCCUAACAUUAGGCCUCGAUCUUCCCACCAUAGAAUCAUACCCAAAAACCAUACUAGGAGAAAGUAAACGACUCCCAAAACCCAGUGAUAACAUCUGCCCUAUAUGCUUGUCAGAGUAUCAGCCUAAAGAGGCUUUGAGGUCUAUACCAGAAUGUAAUCACUACUUCCAUGCUGACUGUAUUGAUGAAUGGCUUAGAAUGAAUGCUACUUGCCCUCUUUGUAGGAACUCGCCUCAAUCAUCCUCUGGGGUUGCUGGUAGUGGUCGCUAGAGCAUUCAAUCUGGUCCGUCCUUUAAAAUCUCUUUAUCUUGUUGUCUGAAUCAUGGUUAUUGAUUAAUUGUUGCUUGUAUAUACCAUAGUUUUCCUCUGAAUUAGGAAGAAAAAAAGAAAGAAAAAAGAGUUAUUGAGCAUCUUUGUGCAGUAAAAUUUUGGGAGUUGUUAUACAGACACAAAUUGUAUUCAUCAGAUUACAACACUGCUAUUCAAAGCAGUUAUACUUAUUGUUUACCUCGAUCUGUCAAUGUACCUUUCAGUCCUUAACUGUGA
Messenger RNA from Spinacia oleracea (spinach), 2702 nucleotides. RefSeq names its product RING-H2 finger protein ATL20-like. Gene Ontology annotation, molecular function: polysaccharide binding. Bases 1212 to 2426 code for a protein of 404 amino acids. Lineage: Eukaryota; Viridiplantae; Streptophyta; Magnoliopsida; Caryophyllales; Amaranthaceae. The transcript has 2 exons. The record is from RefSeq and is a predicted model, not a curated record.